Bombyx mandarina (wild silkworm) is the source of this 806-nucleotide messenger RNA. RefSeq names its product small ribonucleoprotein particle protein SmD1 (gene SmD1). The record is from RefSeq and is a predicted model, not a curated record. Gene Ontology annotation, biological process: RNA processing; spliceosomal snRNP assembly. Gene Ontology annotation, molecular function: RNA binding. NCBI's taxonomy places the organism in Eukaryota, Metazoa, Arthropoda, Insecta, Lepidoptera, Bombycidae.
ACGCUCGCGGCGCCAUAUUUUGUUUAGACUUUUGAGGUUAAGCCGUACCGACGCCGUUAUUGUUUUCACGAUAAAUUAGUUAAUAAAUCAAGCAGAAUGAAACUCGUCAGGUUUUUAAUGAAACUAAGCCACGAGACGGUCACUAUAGAGUUGAAAAACGGCAGUGUCGUUCAUGGAACAAUUACCGGGGUGGAUGUCGCUAUGAACACACAUUUAAAAGCCGUAAAAGUUACGUUAAAAAAUCGUGAAGAACUACAAUUGGAGACCUUGAGUAUACGCGGGAACAAUAUCCGAUAUUAUCUACUUCCAGACAGUCUGCCUUUAGAGACUUUGUUGAUCGACGACACUCCUAAAGGCAAGGGCAAAAGGGAAGGAUUUGCGCGCGGCGGCGGCGCCAGAGGUGGUCGUGGCAGAGGCCGAGGUGGCCGCGGAGGCCCCAGAGGCGGUCGUGGAGGCCGAGGUCGCGGACGCCGGUAGAUAAAAACCUAAUUUUAAGCCAAACUUGAUCACAGUAAGUGAGGUCUGAUAUUUGUGAUUGAAUUAAAUUUUCAUGGUGUUUUUUAUUCUACUAAGUAACAGUGUUCAUGCUUAACACAAUAAUAAAACUACAAUAAUUACUUGCAAACUGUUAUUAAAAAGUAUUGUGGUCCUUUAGCCUAAACAAAAUGUUUUCCUGGACGACUUUUUUACACAGCGAUGCAAGGUUCCUUGGGUCUUGUAAUUUAAAACAUAAACUAGAGAAUACAUUAAAUUGUAAUUUAGUAAACAUAUUCCGUAAAGAUAAGUCAAUAAAUUGUAUUGUGUAA